UUGGCAUCUGGCUUAGUGACGACACUUCCCUCGCUGUCCCUGGAUUUAUCCCCCGAAGUUUUCUCCCCCACUUCUCCCCUCCAGGGCGCUGCGAAGUGAACUUUUUCCUUUCUUUUUCUGGCCAAAGUAAAAAGAAAAAUAAGCUACGAUGUCGCCGCCGUCUCGCCGGCUUCAGACGAAGCCUGUGAUCACCUGCCUGAAGACUUUCCUCAUCUCCUACAGCCUCAUAUUCUGGAUCACAGGCAUGUUCCUGCUGGCGGUGGGGGUGUGGGGGAAGGUGAGCCUGGAGGCCUACCUCUCCCUGGCUUCUGAGAAGAGCACCAAUGCACCAUAUGUCCUCAUUGGGACUGGAGCCACCAUCGUUAUUUUUGGACUGUUUGGUUGCUUCGCUACAUGCCGCGGCAGCCCGUGGAUGCUCAAACUGUAUGCGAUGUUCCUGACCGUGGUGUUCCUGGCUGAGCUUGUGGCCGGGGUGUCAGGCUUCAUCUUCAGGCAUGAGAUAAAAGCCACUCUAGGUACCGCCUACAAAGUCGCAUUGCAGACCUACAACACCACCGGCAGCAGCAGCGCCGCAGUCGACACCAUCCAGAGGACUCUGCAUUGCUGUGGGAUGAAAAACUACACUGACUGGGAAAAUACACCAUACUUUAAAGAGAAAGGCAUCCCCACCAGCUGCUGUAAAGACAGCACUAAGUGCUCACCGGAGACCCUGAGAGACCUCGACAAGGCUAAGAACGAAGUGUACACAACGGGUUGUUUCGCACUGGUGACCACUGUGAUGGAGGCCAACCUGGGAAUCAUUGCUGGGAUCUCUUUUGGAAUUGCAUUCUUCCAGCUCAUUGGAAUAUUCCUGGCUUGCUGCUUGUCUCGAUACAUAACCAACAACCAGUACGAGAUGGUCUAACGGUGACCUUCCACAGGUCACUGACGGGCAGCUCCUGAUGCAAACUAAGUCAAAAAGAAUCUCCUGUGAUUUUUAAUAUUGUGUUGUGUUAGUUUAUAUUAUACUUUUUAGAGAGGGAAACGCUCUCGCUGCUUCUUUUAUCCAAUCUCACUUUUUGGCAAACGAGCAGAAGGGAAUAUGUGAAAGGAAUUUAAAAGGGAAGUCUGCAGCAUAGUUUGACCAAAAAAAAAGAAAGAAAAGGGACCCUUCAAGAUUCAAGGACAGUUCAGAGAUAAGUUGUUACUCUUGGGAUUUAAUUAGGGAAUAUCCAUCAAGAAUAUAUGUUGUUAUCUUCUCAUUUGAGUUAAUUAACUCUACCAGUAUGUCAACAUUUCCAUUUCUUGUGUCUUUAUAUAACGCAGCUUUUUUUUGUAAUUUUGCUAAACUUAGUUUGUAGCUAAGCAGAUGAAAUCUAGACAAUAAGCUGACAAACUUCAACACUAAAUGAGUUUCUGUGUGUGUGAAACGCAGACAGACUGAGGUCGCCAUCCUUGAAAUCAAGUAUUUGCGGUUUUCUGUGGAAACGUACCGAUUGAUCAUGUGGGCGCAGCGUCGUUUGAAAGCCUGCAUUCAUAUGUGCCAAUUACAGCAGCCCAGCCAACUUCAUAUCACAGUUUUCAGUGUUAAAUUGUUAUUCUUUUUGUGGAUGCAUGUGAAAUACUUGAAAAAAAUAAAGAUGAAUUCCAGCAUCUUGAA
Scomber scombrus (Atlantic mackerel) is the source of this 1639-nucleotide messenger RNA. RefSeq names its product tetraspanin 7 (gene tspan6). Gene Ontology annotation, cellular component: membrane. Bases 149 to 904 code for a protein of 251 amino acids. The transcript is spliced from 8 exons. Lineage: Eukaryota; Metazoa; Chordata; Actinopteri; Scombriformes; Scombridae. The record is from RefSeq and is a predicted model, not a curated record.